AUGAGUUAUCAGUUGAAUCCUGGUCCUCUCAAUAACGAGGUUUUGUUUUUACACAAGAAACACCGUGCGUUAGAGGUUUAUAAUAACCCCGAAAAAUUCCGAUCAUCCAUAAACAUCAAGCGUUCUGAUCGUUCGUUUUGGAAGUUGGUGAGGCAAAAGCCUAUAGGACCACGUGUGGAAGGUUAUAUACGUGAAGCAGGGUUUGGUGGGUUGCUUGAUAGUGGGUACCGUUAUAUAGACCAGGCUUUAAUAACGGCGUUGGUUGAGCGGUGGAGGCCUGAAACCCACACGUUUCAUCUUCCAGUGGGGGAAACAACUGUCACAUUACAGGACGUUAACGUCUUGUGGGGCCUGCCAAUUGAGGGGGUGCCGGUAUGUGGGGCGGAUAACGCCCUAAAAUUUUCUGAGGCUGUGGAGAAGUGUGAACGCCUGCUUGGGUUCACUCCAACGAAUAAUCAACUCAGCGGUAAACGAAUUAGUUUUGUCCGUAUUAUCGCUGAGUUAGAUUCUACUUUUUCUGAAGUUGAGGCUACGGAUGAUCAGUGCAUUAUACGUGCACGUUUAAUAAUAUUUUAUCUAACAGGUUGUACAGUUUUUCCAGAUAAUUCGAACAACUGGAUUAAUCUUCAUUUUUCACAAUACUUAGAGGAUUUAAGUUCGUGUGCUAAUAUUAGCUGGGGCAGUGCUGUUUUAAGCUGUCUCUACAGAAACCUGUGUAACGCUACAGCACCCGAUGCCGUAAACGUUAGCGGACCAAUGUCAAUUCUGCAAGUCUGGGCCUGGGAGAGGAUCCGUUGUGUUGCACCGGAGCCCUACCACCGGUUUAAUUACGACGCGCCUUUAGCUGCUCGCUGGAAGGGAAACCUUAAUCAUGUUGACGCCCCCACACACUGUCUUAAAUCUUAUCGAUCUCAACUUCAGUCGGUUCGCGAGGAGAUGUUUAAUUGGACACCGUACGAUGAUGUUAUCGGUAGACUCCCGGAAAUUUGCACUAGUGGGAGUUCUAGUUGGAGGAGCACAUGCCCGCUGAUUUACUGGGAAAUUGUCGAGCAUCAUUACCCGCAACGGGUUAUGCGGCAGUUUGGCAUGGUUCAACAUAUACCUCCCAAUAUACCAUUAACCGUUGAAGAGCUUGCCAGACUGCAUAAAACGACCCGGAUUGGGAAAACUGGUUGGGACUGGACCAUACGACACGAUGUUUAUCUUUAUGCUUGGUACCAUCGUCAUGACUCGGUUGUCGAGGGAGAAACAAUCACCUCUUAUCCGGUAGCAGACGAUUAUAUGUCUUGGUUCAUGAACCAUACAGUGCUCUAUUUGACAAAUCCAAGGUCUUCGGCAGUUCCAAUGCGUGGUUUCCAAGAUGAUGGGGCUCGUGCCCAAAUGCUGACGGAUGCAAUGGGGGUAAUACAACGGUGUGAUGAUCUAGAGUUGGCCCAAGCUGCCGCUUAUCGAGCUACGGAAAUGUCACGGCAAGAAGGAUACUCACAAUAUCCGAGUCACUUGACAACAGACCCUGUUGACCUAACGCCUAUUCCUCGUCCGCAGAGGUUACGCAGGCGACGGCAACGUCAACAAGGAGGUUCACAUGUUGACGGGGGUGGAGGUUCCAAUUGGUGCAUGAAUAUGGAACAAGGGGGGCCGUCAUGUUUUAACGAAACUCAAAAUGAUGAUCAAUGGGGUAUCCUCGGCAACAAGGGGGCUUCAUUUGUGAACGAAAGUGGUAAUUUGGGUGUGAAUCAAACUUAUAAUGAUGUUGACCACCCAGAUUUUUGGGCUGCUAAUAGAAUAUCCGACCUUAUCGGUGGGGACGUUAAUACUGUGGUUACUGACAACCAAAUAUAUACGUCGAAUGUCCAAAAUAAUCCCCCGAUGUAUACAACCCCCGCAUCACAAAUGUUGACGUUUUUUCCGGAUACGCAGGGUGACUUCAAUUAUUUUCCACCACAUCAAAGUUCGGAAGAUCCUCAUGCAAAUUACUCAAAUGUAGAACCCACUCCCUUGGAAUGGGGACUUGAUUUAGAUUUGAACCUAUUUAAUCAUCCACCCCCACCCAACUAA
Molecule: messenger RNA, 2058 nt
Organism: Helianthus annuus (common sunflower)
Lineage: Eukaryota; Viridiplantae; Streptophyta; Magnoliopsida; Asterales; Asteraceae
Product: serine/threonine-protein phosphatase 7 long form homolog
Exons: 4
Coding region: 1-2058 (685 amino acids)
Biological process (GO): meristem development; meristem maintenance
Source: RefSeq, a predicted model, not a curated record